This is a messenger RNA of Emiliania huxleyi CCMP1516, 1344 nucleotides long. RefSeq names its product phosphoglycerate kinase (gene PGK1). The transcript is spliced from 3 exons. Lineage: Eukaryota; Haptophyta; Isochrysidales; Noelaerhabdaceae. Gene Ontology annotation, cellular component: cytosol. The record is from RefSeq and is a predicted model, not a curated record. The coding region runs from base 1 to 1344 and encodes 447 amino acids. Gene Ontology annotation, biological process: glycolytic process; gluconeogenesis. Gene Ontology annotation, molecular function: ADP binding; phosphoglycerate kinase activity; ATP binding.
AUGGGCGCGGGGGGCGGGGCAGGCGGCGAGCUCAACAAGCGGCUGCUCCGGAGCGUGAGCGUGGCCGGGAAGCGCGUGCUCAUCCGCUGCGACUUCAACGUGCCGCAGGACAAGGCCGACCCGAGCAAAAUCACCAACACUGCGAGAAUCGAGGGCGCGCUGCAGAGCAUCCGGUACUGCCUCGAGUCGGGCGCCAAGGCGGUCGUCCUCUGCUCCCACCUGGGGCGGCCGGACGGCAUGCGGAAGCCUGAGUGCUCGCUGGCUCCAGUCGCCGCUGCCCUCGAGAAGCUCCUCGCACGGCCUGUCAGCUUCAUCGGAGACUGCGUCGGGCCGGAGGCGGAGGCGGCAUGCGCGGACCCGCCCCAGGGCAGCGUGCUGCUGCUCGAGAACCUGCGGUACCACGUCGAGGAGGAGGGCAAGGGCGUCGACGCGCACGGCGCCAAGGUGACGGCGGCGCCCGACGCCGUGGCGGCCUUUCGCGCCUCGCUACGCAGCCUCGCAGACGUGUAUGUCAACGACGCGUUUGGGACGGCGCACCGCGCCCACUCGUCGAUGCUGGGCGAGGGCUUCGAGGUGAGGGCCGCCGGCUUCCUCGUGGCGCGCGAGCUCGAGGCCUUCCGCCAGGUGCUCGACGCGCCGGCCAAGCCGAGGCUGGCCAUCCUGGGCGGUGCGAAAGUGAGCGACAAGAUCCUGCUCAUCAAGAGUCUGCUGGACAAGGUGGACCGGAUGAUCAUCGGCGGCGGGAUGGCGUACACCUUCCUCAAGGCGCCGAGCUCGCCCGAGAUGGACCGAGAGAUGAGCCGAGAUCGUCUCCCCUCCCUCCAGGUGCUGCACAGCAUGCCGAUCGGCGCCUCGCUCUACGACGAGCGCGGCGCGGCCCUCGUCACCGAGAUCAUGGAGCUGGCCAAGGAGAAGGGCGUCGAGAUCACACUGCCGGUCGACUUUGUCACCGCGAGCGAGUUUGGCGAGGGCGGCGAGAUCGGCGCGGCGACGCUCGAGGGAGGGGUCCCGGACGGCAUGAUGGGGCUCGACUGCGGCCCUCGCUCGAGCGAGAUCAACGCGAGCGUCGUCUCCUCCUCGAAGACCAUCCUGUGGAACGGCGCGAGACUGGCCGAGACUAGCCGAGACGACUUCGAGGCGGGCACCAAGGCGAUGAUGGAGGCGGUGGUGAAGGCCACCGCGGCCGGUGCGGUGACGGUCAUCGGAGGCGGGGACACGGCGACCUGCGCCAAAAAGUACGGCACCGAGGACAAGGUGACGCACGUGUCGACCGGCGGCGGAGCCUCGCUCGAGCUGCUCGAGGGCAAGGUGCUGCCCGGCGUCGCGGCGCUCGACGACGCGUGA